CGCUCAUCAGUGCGCUAACUCGAUCACGGACAGUGAAAGCCACAAGGCUACCGUCUCAUGUCACCGAGCACCCACUUCUUGAGUGCAGGUACAUUCUUUGGCUCCGCAGCAACUCAUCCAGCGCUAAACCAUGUAGCAAAUCAGCGCUGGCCUUGAGCUGUCCCCCCACGUCCACUAUUCCCCCAACCACGUACCUGUAGCUCUCAGCCUCGUCAAGCUGCAGCUCCAGACAUUCACGAGACGCUGCCACUGGUCGCCAUUCGUGUCGCAAUCCAUCUUAUGAGGCUAUUGCUAUUCACAGAAGAGCUUCCGAUUACCGAUUAGACCCGCCAUGUCGUCAGGCGACGGCCCGCCGCCGCUGUCACUGCGGCCGUUCCCCGUUGCCGACCAAAAGCCCAAGAAUCUCGCCGAGUUCAUCGCUCGAGUCAACGCCCAGCCUGGCGGCUUCCGCUCCGUAACAGAAGACAAGCUCCGGGAAGAUCUGAAAAGCAGCGAGAAUUCCGAUGGAGCGGCCGAUCACGAUGAGGAAAUGUCCGAGGCUGGGGCGGAGAACGACGUCGCGGAGAAGGAUCCCAACGUUGCGCGCAUGGAGGUCCUAAAGAAUAUCGAUAUAGCCAGUAAUAUUGCUCUAUUGACCCUCGACUCCAUGUCCCUUCUCCUCUCCAAACAGAACCCGACGCAAGCUGGCUUGACCCUAUCUCAGCAGCUACGCGAUAUGGUCGGUAUUGGUACUCUCGGCGCAGACAGACUUAAUGACUCCAACUCUACGCCAGCCAAGACAAAGGAUCAGGAAGCAGUCGCCAUGGGCUGGACCAUUAUGGAAAUCAACAAGACGAGAGAUUCCGCAGAAGAGGCUGCUGCGUUCUUGGAAAAGGAGAUUAGUGCAGAGAGCAAAUACUGGGAAGACAUCAUUUCGGUCAGGAAAGCUGGUUGGUCCGUAUGCAAGGUUCCACAGGAGAGACACACUUUGGGUGUGAGGUUUGGCUUUUCAGAGGCCGCUCCCGAAUUCAAGAAUAACGGCUUAGCGCCAAUGAGACGCGGUGACAAUGGCUCAACAGACCUGGAUUUUGGUCGAUUAGGCGGCGUAUCAGAAGCUCUUGUCGUGACGUACGAAAGAGAUGGCAAGGUGCUUGGGCGAUCCACCACUCGAUCAGCCUCAGAAGAUGGCUCGUUGGAAUCACGAGUUCUAGAAGCACGCAACACCAUCUUUUCACAAGAACUUUGGCACGAAUUAACCAAAGAGUCGAGGUCACUGGCCGCCUACGAUGUUAGGCCUGAAGGGAAGAAAUUGGUCUGCCAGGCCGACGACACAACAAAAAUCACCUUUGAGCUACUGCCCUUGGAAUCAUGUCCUUCCCACGACGAGAAUCUUCCAGAGAAUGGCCUGGCGGAAAAGACUUCCAUGGCGCUGCAUAUUCUCCUGAGCUACGCCCAUCGGUACAACGAGCUCAUGAGGAUUCGGCCUGUUCCGCCUCACAUCUCUCGCACCUCUCGCCAGCAAUCCUACGCUCUCCUUCGCCCCGUCCUCGCACGCACAAUGUACCUAAAGAACAUUGAGGAAUCCACGCAGUACGUCGGCUCUCUGGUCAAGACCCUUCAAAAGGCCGGCCUCCCCUCUUCAGUCAUCCUACGCACAACUCAGGCCAGCGCCUCCGAUCCCAAUUCUCGUGGGCCGAACCAGCUCUCCGCAUCACAGACUUUGGUCCGCAAUCUUCUUCAGACGCAAGACUUUACCCUUGAACUCACCAUCCUGCCCGAAAUAUCCUUCAUCAUUCGCGCUCGGGCGUUUAGCUUCCCCGUCACGGCGACGUACUACUACAUCCUCCUCCCGCCCUCGUCGCCUCUUCCGACCAUGUGUCCCCCUUGGGCAGAAGGCUAUCCCAGCGUCCGGACUCUAGGCGACUACCUCCGCACCGUCGUCGUCCGCGUCCUUACCAAUCAUUUCGUCACCUUAAUUGCUUCCGGGGCAAUAUUACACGACGAAACAACCGCCGCCGCUGCAGAAAACGCAUCUAGCGAGGCCGCCGCCGACAAGAACAACGUCGACAUCCACUUCUCCAUGGAACACGAAGACAACGACGAACUAGCCCUAUCCUUCAGCAGCACCUCGCCAAACGGAACCUCCAACACAUGGAAAUGGUCCGUUAGCGGACCUAGUGAAACACGCUCGGCCAAGGAUGUCGUCAAGACGCUCGCCAAAGAGCAAGAGCUCGCUUAGAAGGACGAGCAGCUCGCCGAGGAUAAUUCCUAUACGUAUUUAAAUGCUCCGGCCCAAGUUGACGAUUGGCUCACGAUUACGGAGACGCAAUGGUCACAGACAGAAGAAGAAGAGAUUCAAAAAGAGGUGACUCUACAAUAUGACGAGACGGCGGAAGAAGAUGAACCUUGGAAAAAUAACUCUCCUACCUCGAGUUUUUGAUGUGAGAAUAGCAAUUGAGGCCUGAUUCUUGGUUUGUUUCAGGCAAUACGGCAAAAUAUACAGGGGUCACGGAGUUUCGUUUAAUGAUUGGACUGGGAGUCUUUGGUAGUUGCAAGAAUAUAUUGCUUCGUUAGG
This is a messenger RNA of Trichoderma harzianum CBS 226.95, 2554 nucleotides long. RefSeq lists its product as hypothetical. The record is from RefSeq and is a predicted model, not a curated record. NCBI's taxonomy places the organism in Eukaryota, Fungi, Ascomycota, Sordariomycetes, Hypocreales, Hypocreaceae. The transcript is spliced from 3 exons. The coding region runs from base 332 to 2218 and encodes 628 amino acids. Gene Ontology annotation, cellular component: core mediator complex; mediator complex. Gene Ontology annotation, molecular function: transcription coregulator activity. Gene Ontology annotation, biological process: regulation of transcription by RNA polymerase II.